AUCUUGAACACCUGUGUAAAUUACAUAGUUAUGAAUUGUUUUGUAGUUUGUAUAUUUAUGCAAUGAAUAAAAACAAAUAAAGAAAAAUGGAAGAAGAGAGAUUAUUAAGAAAAAAGAAAAAGUCUAUGAAUGGUAGCAAUAGAAGAUUAUAUGCAGAAGCGUGUAAUGAAUUAGCUGCAUUUUAUUAUGAACAUACUCGAUAUUCCGAAGCUCUUGAAGAAUACAAAAAUGAGGCGGCUGUUUAUAAAGAGUUGGGACUACGUUUGGAAUGGGGCACCUGUAAUAGAAUGAUUGGGGAAAUGUACAUGUUUUUGGCGGAGUUCGAUAAAGCUCUAAAGUAUGAAGAGCGGCAUUUAGCUGUAGCAAAAGAAUUGAGCAACUUAGUAGAAGAACAAAGAGCAAUGGCUACACUUGGGAGGAUUUACCUUCUUCAAGGUCAGAGCUCAGAAGAUGAAGAGUCAAAAACAUCAUUGACAGCAGCAGAAAAAGCAUUCAUGAAGGGCCUCAUUCUCUGCGGAAAAUUAAGUGGAAAAAUAAAUAAAACAGAAUUAAUGGACAUGAGAGCUAGACUGUUACUUAAUAUUGGUGUAGUACAAGAGCACCUUGGUCAUUUAGACAAAGCAAUAGAUUGUAUUAACAAAGCCAUCACAAUAUGCUCUAACCAGGAUCUGUUUGAGUUAUUACACAACUGCUAUACUACUCAAGCAUUGCUGUACGAUAACAAAACGAAAGACCAUGCAAAGGCUUUAAGUUGUCUUAACAAGGCCCUUGAGGUUGCUAGUAGAUUGGGAAACAAGGCUUUGCUAAUGUGUGGAACAUUAUCCUCCAAAGCUGAGAUAUUGUGUAAAAUGUCAGACUACCAAAGUGCUAAACAAGUGCUGCAUAAGGCAUGGAAAUUAAAUACACCAGCUGAUGAGGAAAGAGACAAAAUUGAGACUAAUCUCAAAGUUGUUGCGGCAAUGUGCUAUACGGAAGAUCUUUUAGUGUCCACUGACCCCUCUGAUCAUAACACAUUUAAAAAGUUGUAUGAAAAGCUUGGUGACGGUGCUUGUCAUUUGAAUAAUUACUCAGGUGCAAUAGAAUAUUACUUGAAAAUGUUGGAUCAUGCGGAAUUGGCUGGAGAUUGCGGAAAGAAAUUGAUACCAAUAUAUGUGAGUUUAUAUCAAACAUACAAAGACAUGGGAUCAUACAACGAAGCCCUACAAUACUACUACAAAGAGUAUGAACUCAUUAAAGAUGUUCCUAAGGAAGCAUACCAUACAUUGUAUCAUAUUGCACAUGUGUCAUAUCUUGCUAAGAAACCAUACAACCAAAUUGAGAAGGCUUGUCUGGACGCAAGAAAUGCUGCAAGAGAUUGCGGUAACAGAAAAUUUGAAUCCAGAAUUUUAAAAAAUCUGUUGAAAUACCAAGAAAUGUAUGGAGAGCUCGAUUCUAUGGAAGACACAAAGAGUGAACUCAGAGCAUUAUGUUGUGAUAAUGUGGACAUGUCUGAGGAUGAACAGAGUUCUGGGCCCGGUGAUGAAGAUACUACUAAUAUUGGCGAUGAGAUAUGCCUCGAAGAUCUCACUGAUCUGUCUGACACGAAUGAGGAAGACACGACGAAGACAAAACGUGAGACACGCAGAAGAGGGAAAGGUUAUACCAUCAAGAAAAAUAUGAAAGGAGAGACGCAACUGCAUGUUGCAUGCAUAUCUGGAAAUAAGCUGUUAGUAGAACGUCUCAUAGCUCAGGGUCACCCAGUGAACGUCAGUGACAACGCGGGCUGGCUUCCGAUCCACGAAGCCUGCAUAAACGGACAUAUCGAAGUUGUUGAUAUAUUGAUUAACCACGGCGCUAAUAUCAAUGACCGGGGAGGAGCUAACUGUGAUGGGAUAACACCAUUAUAUGAUGCAGCAAGUAAUGGUCACUUAGAAGUAGUACAAUUAUUGCUUAAUAAGGGUGCAAUACCUUCGCUAAAGACUGAUUUUGGUGAAACGCCGCUUCGUGUCCUACAAAAAUGGCGGACGAGUACAAUAUUGACAAAAGCCCAAGAAGUUCUGUAUAACAAUAUUUGUAAUAAAAUACAAAAUAUGGGCAGUAAUGCAGAGAAUUUAAAUAUAUCGAAAUCUAGAACUCCAGUUAAAGACAAUAUUUAUAAAUCUCCUCCAAGUACAUCUAAAAUGUCCAGCAGUAUAAAAGACUUAGUGUCGCCAUGUAAAAGGAGGAAUGUAAUAGAUGAAGAUAGUGAUACCGAAAUGAAUGUAUCUCAAAAUAUAAGUCAAAUUGCAUUUCCCUCAGACGAUUCAAAUUCUGACGAGGAAUACACAAAAGACGAUAAUAUAAGAAAUGUUAAGGAAUACAGAAGUGCAAUUUCUGCUUUAAGAAAUAGAAGCUCAAAUGGUUCUCCUACAGUUGAAAAUACAAAGAAAUCAAAAUCUGCUUUAUUACAUCCCAGUGAAGUAGACGACGAUUGGCUUGAUGAUGAUCUAGGUAAUAUGAAUAAGUGUAGAAAACGUAAACUGAGCGAUCCGUUGAAUUCAAUACCUAAAAAAACAGCUAUCGACAGUCUCAAAGACAGUAUUGCCAAUCUUAAUAAAAUUGAGCCACUGACUGACAAUGCCAUGCACGUAAAUAAGUCUAAAAAUAAAAUUAGAGAAGCGAUUAACAUCAGCGAAAAUAGUUCAGAUUCGGAUUACUUCCAAUGUGAUGAAAACUUGUGUCCAAAAGAUGCAGAAUCAAUGAAAAGUAUUAUGAAGGAAUUUAAUUUUAAACCGAAAGAUACAAGAGAAAGUAUGAAGAAAAGAUGUAAAAGACAAACAUCUCUAUUACGCGCUGGCUUUCAAAGAAAAAUAGAUUCCGACCAAUCAAGUAGAAGCGGUAGCGAUACAGAGUUAACUGAGAAAAACAUUUCAAAACGAUCACAGUCCCCAUUUGGUUAUACACGAAAACAUUCAAGUGAAAAGUUUGGUCGCGCUAAUUCGAAUGAAGCUUUUAAUUUCGUACAGCAAGUUAGUCCUAAUAUUGUGCAGCCGAUGAAUGUAAUACAACCAAUAAAAAUUGUACAAUCGAAGAACGGUAAACCUGUACAGACUCAGAUAUUGCCACCAACAGCGGUGAAAGUAAAAGUUGAAGAUAAAGUGUUGUUGAUAUCGUUAAAAUUAGACACUAUUAAUAAAUUGACAAUCAGCUGGCUGGUUGAAGAAGUCAAAUCGCGAUAUUACAAACUGACAGGUAUCAGGCCAAUAUUCAGUUUGAUGACGUCAGACGGAGCUAUACUUUCAGAAGAUGAUCCACUUAGUUUGGUUCUGAGUUCGCCAGAACUUAACACAUGUAUUAGCAACUGGAAGUCUUCACCGGCUGAGGAAAGAUAUCUUGAGUGCUGUGAUGCACUUUCUAUAUCUCCUUCAGAAGAAAUACAACAAGCGGUGGGGCGUAGUCAUACCACACGUCGAUUGGCUUUAGGGUCACAAACAUUACCUCCUUCUCAGCUCCGGCCACUAUUCCGCGCCCUCACACACCAAACUCAUAUUACAGCCAUCAUGAUAGCUAACAACAACAUAGGAAAUAAUGGAAUCAAAUAUCUAACAGAAAGUAUUUGCACCAUGAAACACCUAACUCUACUCGAUGUAAGAAAUAAUAAUAUAACAGGUGACGGAGUAAAGUUGUUUCUCAAUUGCUUUGAAAGAACUAAUAGACUAGUUAGUUCUAUUGAAGAUAUUGAUUUCAGUGAUAAUCCAAUAGGAAAUGAUGGAUUUAAACAUGUCUUAAAAUUAAGUCAACAUUUAAGACUUAAAGUAUUAAAACUAAACAGAUGCAGUGUAACUGAUAGUGCAGCUUCAGACAUGAAUGCUACUCAAAUCAAUUUUGAUACUUUGGAGGUUUUUGAUAUUAGCAAUAAUGACAUUAAACAAGUGAUAGUGAGUAAUCUUACGACAGUUUUAAAUCCAAAUGUGCUGUGUGAGUUGGAUUUAGAUAAUAUUGGUGUCGAGGGAAGUGUGGUUAGUUGUUUGUCCAGUUUUAUGGAUACAGCAAAGGAGUUAAAAAUAAGAAGAUUUAGCCUGUCUAAUUGUAAAUUAGCUGACGGACAGUUUAUGAGGAUCUAUAGAUGUCUCGGUCGUGCCAAGAAUCUACAAACAAUUACUCUGAAACACAAUUUGCUAACAUUUAUAACAUUGAAGAAGCUCCUUCAACGACAACCUACAGUACCACAAAUAAACCUGCAGGGCUGCCAUAACAUAUUCAAAUACUCACCAGAUUCCGACUUCCAAGUAUGGCUCCCCGCUGUUGACUUCGGGCCUUGUAUUCCUGAAAUUAAUGUGACACCAGUUUCAAACACGGAUGCGGAGCGGGAAAGUUUUAAGUGUUUCUCUAAAACUUGGCUGAACUGUUUCAAAGGUCGCGGUAUGAUAGAACAUUGUGAUGAAGGAGUGAUCAAGUUUACAGCUAGGUGAUCUAUCGACUGAUUGGCAUUUUUAUAAUUAGUUAAAUUUUUUAUUACUUUGUAUGAUACAUAUGUAGUGUAAAUACUUAAGGUAUAACAUGAGUAAGGCAUAAAAUAUUUUGGGUAUAUGUUCGGUCUAACUUUUGCUGAUAGAAAACUCAAUAAGAUUUGAUGGAAUAUUUGCUGAAGAUUGUAUGCAUUAAGACCACUAUGAUAUCCAAGAAUUUGUACAAAAUACAUGUGCUGCAAUUGUAAAUGGUGUGUCGCGCUUCCGUUUUUAUGCUUGUUUUCCUGGGAGUAAUUUCCUUUAGAGUGGCUGGCACAUUUUGACCUUAAAUAAGUCAUAUUAAAAUUAAAUUUAUAUAUCCAAUGAAAUAUAUUCAUUGGAUAUAUAAAUUUAAUAUGAGUAUCAACCAGCCAAGUCUGUCCUAAACCCCAUAAUAUCACCUAAACUACCUACUUGUUAACUACUAUAUGUUAUUACUACAUAUUACUUAUGUCAUUUUUUUAAAGUACCUACCUGUUAUCGUCUUUUUUAAAAGUACCUACAUAUUAUGGCAUUUAUAUAGUUAUUAUGGUGUAGCGGUUCUAUUAGGGGUAGGUAUUAAGAAUCAAUAUUUUUAGAGCAUUUUGUUAGUAUUUACUUAACCAUUAUACCAGUGUACUUGGAUAAAACAGUUCGGUUCGUUUUUCUUUAUAUUUAAAGAUUUGGAGCUAAAAUUCUAGCGAGAUCUGUUUUCACCAGGUUCGCUCUGAGCUCUGGCCCGCUUAAUCCAAAUCGCGACCUCGUUAUGUGCGCACGCCUCAAUAAAGAAAACAAAAAAAAUCGUUAUUAUGUGUAAGAAGACAGUGUUACCGUAAUGAAGGUCAAUGUAAGACUGACACCAGCUUAAGACGACGACGAAAACGGAAAUGAUACGAAUUACGAGAUCAGUGCUCACAUUUUUAUUUAUUUUAUAUUUAUGUUAUAUUAACAAUACUUGGCGGCCAUCUUGGACAUUCAGUUGGUUAUUACAACUACAGUAUUUUACAAUAUCUACACCAAAAUUGUAAACUAUAUUUUUCUUAAAGAUACUCAAACCAUAAAUAACGUAAAUAUAGAAGUAUAAGUAUAACUAUAUUAGGUAAAUUUUUUAUCAUAAUAUGUAAGUAUCUAUAAGUUUUACAACAAUAAAA
This is a messenger RNA of Leptidea sinapis, 5596 nucleotides long. RefSeq names its product tonsoku-like protein. Lineage: Eukaryota; Metazoa; Arthropoda; Insecta; Lepidoptera; Pieridae. The record is from RefSeq and is a predicted model, not a curated record. Gene Ontology annotation, molecular function: protein binding. Bases 87 to 4430 code for a protein of 1447 amino acids. The transcript is spliced from 14 exons.